Molecule: messenger RNA, 629 nt
Organism: Symphalangus syndactylus (siamang)
Lineage: Eukaryota; Metazoa; Chordata; Mammalia; Primates; Hylobatidae
Product: LYR motif-containing protein 2-like
Cellular component (GO): mitochondrion
Source: RefSeq, a predicted model, not a curated record
GACGAGGGGAGAGGGACAUACAGGGUAAGGAAUGGAGAGAGAGAGAAGGAAAAAGACCAGCUGAGGCUCUGGCGGACCGCUGGCACACAUGGCCGCUUCCCACUUACCCCCAACAACACUAAUGUUAAAACAGUUCAUCAGAAGGCAACAAGUUCUUCUCUACAGAAGGAUUUUCCAAACAAUUCAGCAAGUUCCAAAUGAUUCUGAUCGCAAAUACCUAAAGGAUUGGGCAAGGGAAGAAUUCAAAAGAAACAAAAGUGCCACUAGGCAUGCCACCAAACAGGAUACAAUUCGGAUGAUGAUUACUCAAGGCAAUAUGCAGCUCAAAGAGUUAGAAAAAACACUUGCUUUAGCAAAAUCUUAACUAUAGCAUUAUUCUGGAGGAUUUUCAAAGUCUCCAUGUGUUUUGUUGCAUUUAGGAUUAACAAUGGACAACACAAAGCCCAGUCUUACUAUUUGUAUGUACAGUAUUUGGUGAUAGAGAGCAAAGGAAAACACAUCAAAACAGUUGCCUUAACACUGAAAAAUAUACCCUGCAUUUUGAAAAUGUUUAUGGAUGGCUCAGCAGUUUUUAAAAGAAGCAAAAACCACUAACAAAUGGCCAGUUUGCACAUGAAAAGAUGCUGGAC